This is a messenger RNA of Trypanosoma theileri, 1869 nucleotides long. RefSeq lists its product as uncharacterized. Gene Ontology annotation, cellular component: dynein complex. The transcript has a single exon. Bases 1 to 1869 code for a protein of 622 amino acids. Gene Ontology annotation, biological process: microtubule-based movement. NCBI's taxonomy places the organism in Eukaryota, Euglenozoa, Kinetoplastea, Trypanosomatida, Trypanosomatidae. Gene Ontology annotation, molecular function: minus-end-directed microtubule motor activity; protein binding. The record is from RefSeq and is a predicted model, not a curated record.
AUGUCAAUUUACGUCACGGCGACGGCGCGGGAGUUCCUCGAAGGGGUGCAGUUCGGCCCGAACAACGAAGUGGUGACGGUGAACAGCCGCGAUUACGCGGGGCUGGCGGGGGUCGCGCGGGGGAUGGUCCUCAGCUCCGUCAACGGCACCCCCGUCCGCCGGGCCGACGAGGAGCAGCGGCGCCACGCCCCCACCGGCAGCGAUGUGAUGCUUGUCUUCGCCCCGCAGCCCUCCGGCCGCCACGACGAGUUCGAUCUCAGCUCCUGCGAGGACGAGGACGGCGGAUUCCAGCAGCGCGGGCCAGCGCUCGCCAGCCUCGCCAGCGACGACACCGCCAUCUUGCCAGAAAGCACAAGUGUUCUCGCAGAUGCCGCAGAGAGGGCCGGGCCAGGAAAGUGCAUUAUCAUCAUGAGUGAGGGAGUUAACCCGGCAUACCCAAUCGCGGUAACCGCCGAGCGUGCAUCGUGUACAGUGAUGUAUAUUAAUGCAGUUGCACGCCUUAAAACAAGACAAAGUCUUGCUCAAGCAGGUGAUGUCUUUCGGAAAUCACUUAAAAAAGGUUUAUGGAUCUAUAUUGAACAGGCAACAAAGUCUAUAUCGCUUUUACGAAAGCUAGCAGAGUGUAUCGUGGAAGCGCAAGAGGAGGGAGCCAUUCACAAUAAGGCACGUGUUUUUCUCAUGUGUGAACCCCAUCCACACUUUCCAGAAGUUUUACUCAAUGGUGGAAUAACACUUCGCGGUACACUUCGACCUGAAACAGGUGAAGUACAACUUGAAAGUGAUUUACUCGAAAGUCGAAGAGGUCUUUCUCUUGUUCGUGGAGCAGCACCUGCAGUAGUUGACGUAAAAACGGAUGUGAGUGAUCGAAAGAGACGUGUUAAAAUAUCUCAUGAAGUGAGCAUUGUUCCCUUAGAAAAACAUACAUUUAUGGAAUUAAGCCAAAGUGCUACUGCCCCAGUUGAUCGAGAAACUAUUGCUGGAGAAGGAAUUACUCGUGUUGCUAAGUAUACAUUUGGUGCUAAUGAAAAAUUUAUUUCUCUUUGCAAAGUUAAAGAUGGACGUUACGCUGUAGGUACAACUGGGGGUUAUGUUUUAAUAUUGGAUGUUGAUGGCCUACCUCUUAUUCAAUUUCGUCCACAUAAGGCAUGUGUUUGGGAUGUGGCUUUUGCCUCGGCGUACGAUUUUGCAACCGCCUGUGAGGAUGGCACUAGUUCUAUUUUUAAUUAUUCUCUUGCAACUCAAGAUCUUGCGGCAACAUCAGUAGCCUCUUUUCAAAGUGACGUGUUCGCAGUAACAUAUGCAAACCCCGAAGAUCCUUCUAGCGCCGUUCUUUCUGGAGGUUUGAGUGCCACUAUCUGUGUGCUGCAUUCUGAUCGACAAUGCAGUUCAUUUAUUGCAUCAGGGAUGUCUAUACAAGCUAUGCGUUCCACCCAGCGAAGGCAUGUUCUUAUUGGUGGAGGCAGUGGCGUUUGUUCGCUAAUUGAUCCUGCAACUUGUACGGUGGUUGAAACAACGGAUCGUCAUCAACGGAAAGUUCCAGCUGUAGCUAGUUAUGGCGAUACAGCAGUGACAGGUGGUUUCGACAAGAUGGUUCGACUUUGGGAUGUUCGAAGUGGUCUUUCUAUGAUUAACGAAAAAACCAUGUCAGAAGUUAUCACUGCUGUUGCAGUUGAUGAUAGACAUAUUGCCGUAUGCAGUGGAUCGGAUCUCGUUGUGUGGGAUGUAAGAAAGUUUACAUCUCCAUUGGCAGCAAAACAAAAAGCCUGGAAAGAUCUCACACGUGGACUUGUCAUGGACGGUGAUAUCGUCAUAACCGCUUCUGCAGAUGGUGUGGCACGCUUCUGGUCACUGGGUACAUUUAGUAAUUAA